AUGCGGUUUCAAUGGAGUCUCCUAAGUCUGGUCUUCCCCGCUAUCGUCUACGCAGAUGCUCUUAACGCAGAAAUCUUAGAUAACAGUGUUACUCCAAUCGAAUGCCUUGUGGUUGGCAUUGAGGUAGAGUUGCUACAUGACAGCCCUUCAGCAACUGCAUUUUGCGAGUCCGUACUUGCACCUGUAACAACUACGACCAGUACAACUACCAAGACGCACUCCAGCUGUGAUUAUACGUAUCCAACGCACCAGGUCAUGGCCGAUGCCAUAUGGAUGGAUCUUGCAGCUUCCCAGAUCACCGAUGCUCCCCAGGUAUCUACACCACCGGCCCUGCUGCCAUACCCAGCUUCUGCAAUCAGCCAAGCUUGCAAGUGUCUCAACAUUCCAGCGUCAGACAUUACAACCCACACCUCUACAAAGACAGCCACCACUACGACUACGCUCUGCCCAAUUCCCACCACCUGCGGAAACGAGGGCGUUCAAUGGGCAUAUUACCAAGACAAUGGGAUUCCCCUGAACACUGCUGUGUGCAGCGGCUCAGCUUAUACCUGGACCCCGGAAGAGAUCAAGGAUAUGACGCCUUCUUACACCAGCACGACUACCUAUCUCUUCCUGGACAGCACCGGCAGUACGGAUAUCUCGAUCUAUGGUUCCACUGAAACUUUUGAAACGACCUACAUUGCUCUUAAUCACCGUGGUUAUAUCUAUGCCGAGGUUUCUGGAAACUAUGUUUUCAACUCUCCCUCAGUAGAUGAUAUCAUUUUCUUCUGGGGAGGACCGAAAGCCUUUUCAGGAUGGGACGAGUCUAAUGCUGAUGCGACCGACUACUACUGUGGACCAGCAGCCACUUUCACCGCGCCACUUCUUUCGGGCCAGUACUAUCCAUUCCGUAUUGUUUAUGCCAAUGCGCAGACCAAUUCGUUGGAGAACAUUACCAUUACUGCCCCUGAUGGUACCGUCAUUCUCGGUUCGAGCACAACAGGUUCACCGUACAUAGUACAGUAUUCCUGCGAUGGGACAUCUGCUCCCCCGUUUCCAGCUUUUGGGCAAGAGACAUAG
Penicillium verhagenii is the source of this 1059-nucleotide messenger RNA. RefSeq lists its product as uncharacterized. The transcript is spliced from 3 exons. The record is from RefSeq and is a predicted model, not a curated record. Lineage: Eukaryota; Fungi; Ascomycota; Eurotiomycetes; Eurotiales; Aspergillaceae. Bases 1 to 1059 code for a protein of 352 amino acids.